AUGGGGCUGUAUGUCAGAUUGGGCUUGAGGACUUCGGCUAAGGCUCUCGGCGCGCGGCUUCUCGGCUCACAUGGGGCGCGCACAUCUCCUAUCGGCUAUGGUUCUGAUCGUGUGGAGGCUUGCCAUUUUGUUGGUGGACUCGGGACACUGCUACUGCUCUCCUUGGCAAAGCGACGAGCGAUAGCUGCUUCACACGGGGACUCGCGAGUGACGGCCGACCUUGUCAUGCGGUGUCGCGCGGCUGCGUGGUUUCUUGCAGACGGGGCGCCGGGUGGAAUGGACGUCGAGAGGAUUUAUAGGCGAGGGGUGGGGAAAAUUUUCUUGCGUGAGGCAUCCAGAACGGAACUCGAGAAAACGCACAUGGCAUUCGCAGCCGGACUUCUUCGUAUGCUCCGCGGUCAUCCUCGUCGGCAACUCCCCUUUUCCGUCACGAACCACCGCAGUUGCAGGAGGCUCUUUUCCGUGAAAGCUUCUGAGAAUGGGAGUGUGGUUGCUGCAGGCGGAAAUGGCGACCACAGGAUAGUACUCACAGAGCUUCACAAGGAGGCAACGGAGUCUUACAUGUCCUACGCGAUGUCCGUGCUUUUGGGCCGGGCCUUGCCUGAUAUCAGAGAUGGGCUCAAGCCCGUCCACCGCCGGAUACUAUAUGCAAUGCAUGAGUUAGGCCUUUCAUCAAGGAAACCUUACAAGAAGUGUGCAAGAGUAGUUGGUGAGGUUCUUGGUAAGUUCCAUCCACAUGGGGACACUGCAGUCUAUGAUUCAUUGGUUAGAAUGGCCCAGGAUUUCUCAUUGCGAUCUCCACUCAUUCGUGGGCAUGGAAAUUUCGGUUCUAUUGAUGCUGAUCCUCCUGCAGCAAUGCGCUACACAGAAUGCAGACUAGAGGCACUCGCAGAGGCAAUGUUGUUGGCAGAUUUGGAACAAGAUACAGUCGAUUUUAUCCCAAACUUUGACAACUCACAAAAAGAGCCAUCCUUACUUCCUGCCCGUGUUCCAAACUUAUUGUUGAACGGUGCCUCAGGGAUUGCGGUUGGAAUGGCAACAAAUAUCCCUCCACAUAACCUUGGGGAGUUGGUAGAUGCACUGUCUUUCUUGAUUCACAAUCCUGAAGCAACGCUGCAAGAAUUGCUCAAAUACAUACCCGGACCUGACUUCCCUACUGGAGGAAUGAUAAUGGAGGCAUAUCAAACUGGACGAGGACGCGUGAUAAUUAGAGCGAAAGCUGAUGUUGAGUUGCUGGAUCCCAAGAGCAAGCGUUCAGCAAUUAUCAUAACAGAGAUACCGUAUCAGACCAACAAAGCGUCUCUUGUUGAGAGAAUUGCUGAACUUGUUGAGAAUAAGGGUUUGGAAGGAAUAAGUGAUAUACGUGAUGAGAGUGAUCGAUCUGGAAUGCGCUUAGUCAUUGAGCUUAAGAAGGGAUCAGAUCCAUCCAUAGUGUUAAACAAUCUUUAUUGCUUAACUGCACUGCAGUCCACAUUUAGCUGCAACAUGGUGGGCUGGUACUAUUCGUAUUUAAUCCUCAUGUCUUCCUUGAAUUUAUCUGAAAAAUUGGAGAAAGUUAAAGCUGCAGUGAUCCUUAAUGGCCAACCGAAAUUAAUGGGACUGAAGGAAUUACUUCAGGCCUUUCUGGAUUUUAGAUCUUCCGCUGUUGAAAGGCGCACACAAUAUAAGUUAUCUCAAGCGCAAAAUCGUUAUCAUAUUGUUGAGGGCAUUAUAACAGGACUUGAUAACCUGGACAGAGUCAUUGAGGUAAUCCGGAAAGCUUCUAGCCAUGUGUUGGCUUUGACUGAUUUAAUGAAGGAGUUCAACUUGUCCGAUAAGCAAGCAGAGGAAAUAUUGAACAUAAGCCUCAGACGGCUAACAUCUCUUGAGAAAAAAAAGUUCCUUGAUGAAGGAAAAUCUUUGUCUGAGCAAAUAUCUAAGCUACAAGAGGUUCUUUCAAGUAAAAAGCUAAUACUUGAGAUGAUAGAAAUUGAAGCAAAAGAAAUAAAGAACAAAUUUUGUACACCAAGGCGUUCAAUGCUGGUGGACACUGAUUGUGGUCAACUUGAAGACAUAGAUGUGAUCCCCAACGAGGAAAUGCUACUGGCACUUAGUGAAAAAGGCUACCUAAAAAGAAUGAGGCUGCAUACUUUCAAUCCUCAGAAACGUGGGACUGUCGGGAAAUCAGUUGGGAAAUUGAGAGUAAAUGAUACAAUGUCUGAUUUCAUUGUAUGUCGCACGCACGAUCAUGUCCUCUAUUUCAGUGAUGAGGGAACAGUAUACUCAGCUCGUGCAUAUAAAAUCCCAGAAUGCAGCAAGGCUUCUGCUGGCACACCUUUAGUCCAGAUGUUAUCUCUAUCUGAUGGCAAGAGAAUAACAUCAUUUAUUCCAGUAAGUGAGUUUGAAGGGGACAAGUAUCUUAUGAUGCUAACUAUGAACGGAUAUAUCAAGAAGGUUCCAUUAAACUUUUUCUCAUCAAUAAGGUCGUCUGGUAUCAUAGCAAUCCAACUGGUUCCUGGUGAUGAGUUAACAUGGGUGAGGCAGUGCACAAAUGAUGAUUUUGUGGUGAUGGCCUCACGAAAUGGCAUGAUUCGAGCGCUUGGAAGGAAUACUAGAGGCGGAAUAGCCAUGAGGCUUAAGCCAGGGGAUAAAAUGGCGAGCAUGGACAUAGUGCCUGCUGCAUUGGGCAAAAUGUUGGACAGAGGCUCAGAAACACAGGAGAACCUCGGCAGGGGUUUUGCGGGUCCUUGGCUGCUGUUCAUAUCUGAGAAUGGCUAUGGAAAGCGAGUUCCUCUUGCUAGCUUCCGAAUGUCACCGCUCAAAAGAGUUGGUUUGAAAGGUUACAAGUUUGUGGAGGAGGAUCGCCUGGCUGCUGUAUUCGUAGUGGGUUUUUCAGUAGGAGAGGAUGGAGAAAGUGAUGAAGAAGUAGUGCUGGUCAGCCAAAGUGGAACCGUGAACAGGAUCAAAGUUCGGGAUAUCUCCAUACGGUCCCGAUUUGCAAGGGGUAUGAUUCUGAUGCGGCUGGAGAAUACCGGAAAAAUUCAGUCAGCUUCCUUAAUAUCAGCGACUGAAACCGAGACUGAGGAGGAAUUGCUGGCGGCCUCAGUAUGAGUCAACACUAAAACUUUGAAUUCACUUUCUAAUUUUAUGUCCUUUGCAACCCUUUGGCACACUAAUGACUAAUGUAAAUGUACACGGUUUCCCUUUGCUACCAUUUUAUUUUUUUUUUUAGAAAAAAAAGUGGGUUAAUUUCCCUUUUGCUACUUAAAACUGUCAUCAUUUUCGCUAGAAGCCUCUCAAACUAGCACACGUUAACGCAAAAAAAAUAAAAAAUAAAGAGAGAGAGUGUAAAAGUAGAGAGAAUGAUGUAGAGCUUGAAUUGUUGUUUAACUCAAUGAAGAUUACAAGGUAUUUAUACAAGCCAAAGGAGAUGAAAGAAAGGAAAGAAAUCAAAGGACCUAAUCUACGAGAUUUACCAUAUCAUCUAAUUGAUACAACCUAAUCUAUAUCAUAUCAACAAGAUACAAUUGCCAUAUUUAUCGUAUAAGAAUAUCACAAGAUAUUCUCUCAAUACU
Molecule: messenger RNA, 3554 nt
Organism: Striga asiatica
Lineage: Eukaryota; Viridiplantae; Streptophyta; Magnoliopsida; Lamiales; Orobanchaceae
Source: the annotation of a GenBank genome assembly